AUGUAAAAUAAAUUAUUAGAUAAAGUUUAAGAAGAGAAUGCUGCAAAUAAAAUGAAUAAAUUGUUCAAAGGAAACUAGAAUGAUUAUUAUGUUUCAAUGAAAGAGGAAGAUAGUCAUUAGAUAGAAAUGAACAAGAUAUAAAGAAAAAAGGUAUUUUUAUCAGGCAGUGAAGAUGAAGAGGAAAGAUUGCCAACACCAAUUAUAAAAUAAGAAGAAAAUAAAUGUAAAGUUAUUUAUUUAAUCUAAGAAAUUCAAGUAUAUCAAAAUACAGAGAAGAGGAGUAGUGAUAUUUUAGAUGAAGUACCUACAUAAGAAAAUAUUGAUGAUUUGAAUGGGAUAUCAUAAUUUGAGUUAUCACCAUUAAAUAUAUAAACAGGGAAAAAGAAAAGUAAAACAAAGAAAAAUAAAACAAUUAAGAAAAAAUUGAAACAUUAAGCAUUGCCAUUUAAUUGGAAUACUUAUAAAUUCUUAUUACACUAUCCUUUAUAACAUUUAAAAUUAACUAUAUUAGUGAAUGUAUUGAUAGUAUUAUCUGCUGUAGCACAAAUGUUAUUACCAUGGAUACUUGGUAGAUUAAUUGAUGCAAUCACUAAAAAUGUGGAAUAAGCUCAUAAUUCAGGCACAAAUAAUGAAACUAAUUAGGAUAUUCAAAAUAAUGUUAUUGAUGAAGAAUUACAUUCAAAAUUGUCAAAACAAUUUUUAUAUGUUUUGGCUGCUUAUACUAUAUUAUCUUUAAUAAGAGCAUUUGCCAAUUAAAUUUGGUAAGAAUAGAUAUAUAAUGAUAUGAGAGAAGAUGUUCUAAAGUCUUUUUUAUCCUUUGAUUUAACUUUCUUUCAUACUUACAGAAAUGGUGAGAUAAUAUCUAGGAUGACAAAUGAUUUGCAAUCAGCUAAAUCUGCUGUCAGUGGAAAUAUUAUUUUAUUAAUAAGAAAUUGUUGUUUGACUAUAUUCAAUAUCAUAAUAUUAUUUGCAUUGUCUUGGAAAGUAACUUUAGCAAUUUUAACACCUAUGCCAAUUUAUACUGUACUAGCAACACUUCAUACAAAAUUAGCAAAAAAGUUUGAAAAAUUAGGUUAAGAAUAUCAAGCUAAAUUAACAACUUUAGCAGAUGAAAUUGUAUCAGGUGUAGUAACAGUAAAGAGUUUCUGUACAGAAUAAUUUGAAAUUAAGAAAUUUCACAAAUAAUUAGAUUUAAAUAUUAAAUUAGCUUAAAAAAGAGGAGUAAAUAAUGGAUGUUAUUAAGCAUCUACUGCUUUAUUUACUUAAUUAGGAUCUUUGAUUGUUUUAUGGUAUGGUGGUAAAUUAGCAAUGAAUAAUUCAGCAGAAUUAUCAGCUGGGUAUGAUUAUAUUUAUAUAUUUUUAGUGACUUAACUACCAUUAUAUUAUAUUCAUUACAAUUAUCUUCAUCUAGUUCAGAUAUCAGUGAAUCUUUUGCUAAAAUAGUAAGUGCAACUGGAGCUUUUGAAGGAGUACUUGAUAUGCUUAAAUGGGAGUCUCUAGUUAAAGAAGCACCUGAUGCUAUAGAGCAUAUAACUCCAACUGGAGAAAUAUAAUUUAAAAAGGUUGUAUUUUCAUAUCCAAACUCUUAAGUUCAAGUUUUGAAAGGAAUUUCACUUAAAAUUACUAAAGGAGAAUAUGUUGCAUUUGUAGGACCUAGUGGUAGUGGUAAAUCAACAAUUAUGCAUUUAUUGGAAAGAUUCUAUGAUCCAUAAUCAGGUUCAAUUUAUUUUGAUGAUAUGAAUAUUAAAUAAUUUAAGCUCAAAGCAUUAAGAAAAGCAAUAGGAUUAGUUUCACAAGAUCCUGUUUUAUUUGAAGGAACAAUAGAAACUAAUAUUAUAUAUGGAACUGAAAAUUAUACAAAAGAUGAUUUUGAAUGGGCAACUAAAGCAGCAGGAGUUUGGUAAUUUGUUUCUGAUAAAUUUAAAUUUCCUCAUGGAUUUGAUACUUUUGUAGGAGAACAUGGUUAUACAUUAAGUGGAGGAUAGAAAUAAAGAAUUGUAAUUGCUAGAGCAUUAUUAAAAAGACCAAAAAUAUUAAUAUUUGAUGAAGCAACAUCAGCUUUAGAUGCUGAAAGUGAAUUUCAAGUUUAAUCUGCUAUUGAUGAAUUAAUUUAAAAGGGAAGCAAAAAUAUUACUGUUUUAGUUAUUGCUCAUAGAUUGAGUACAAUUGUAAAUUGUAAUAGAAUUAUUGUAUUACAAAAUGGUGUUGUGGCAGAAUAAGGUACACAUUAAGAAUUGCUUAAUAAUCCUGAUGGAAUAUAUAGACAAUUAGUAGAAAGAUAAAUAUCAGGAAGGAUUGAUUCUAAAGAUAAUGAUGGAGAUUCUGAAGCUUAAUGA
This is a messenger RNA of Paramecium primaurelia, 2336 nucleotides long. NCBI's taxonomy places the organism in Eukaryota, Ciliophora, Oligohymenophorea, Peniculida, Parameciidae. The record is from the annotation of a GenBank genome assembly.